Molecule: messenger RNA, 411 nt
Organism: Cylicocyclus nassatus
Lineage: Eukaryota; Metazoa; Nematoda; Chromadorea; Rhabditida; Strongylidae
Source: the annotation of a GenBank genome assembly
AUGCCUUUUGGACGAAUCUGUAUUUCGCCUUCGCCUGUACCCCGUGCGCCCAGAAGAGCCGGUACUCCCGUAAACUCGAGAGGUAACACUCCUGACUCUUGGGAUGCGGCUUGUGCUUCUCCACAAAACGACUCCAACAGUCGUUCUCCGUCGCCAAGAAUACCGCCUGGGGGAGAUUGGAUUUCUUGGGCAGAGAAGUUAGAGGCUAACUUAGCCAAAACGACAGCUGAGUUGGAAGUCGCCAGGCGUGAGAUUGAGAAACUGGAGCACCCACCACCGUGCUCAAAGUGUGCUGAGCUGCAGAAAAAUUAUGAAGAGUGCCAAGUGCACUUUAAUAUAUUGGUUGCAAAAAAUAUGCGUGAGACGGAGGCCGCUGAAAAGGCCCGAGUUGUGGAACGCAGAAGGAAUUGA